AUGAACCUUUCGGCAUUCUCAGGGGGAGCCGACCUCGCAGUUACUAAAAAUUGGAUACAGGAAAUUAAGAAAUUACUAACGGUGCUGCACUGCACUGAUGAACAGAGGGUACUUUAUGCCACGUACAGGCUGAUGGAUAAGGCCGAGAGGUGGUGGACAACUGUGAAAUUGCUUAAGGAGCAGCGGACGAUACUAGUAGCCAUGAGCUGGUGUCAAUUUAUAGAAAUUUUCUUUGAUCGAUACUUCCCUGCCAUCAUCAGAGAAGCCAAAGUGGAGGAAUUCCUGAACUUGACCCAGGGGCAUUUGACGAUUCAGCAGUACUUAGCAAAGUUUAUUGAGCUGUCGCACUUUGCCCCAUACAUUGUACCAGAAGGCUAA
Molecule: messenger RNA, 378 nt
Organism: Malania oleifera
Lineage: Eukaryota; Viridiplantae; Streptophyta; Magnoliopsida; Santalales; Ximeniaceae
Exons: 1
Coding region: 1-378 (125 amino acids)
Source: RefSeq, a predicted model, not a curated record